Messenger RNA from Humulus lupulus (European hop), 2483 nucleotides. RefSeq lists its product as uncharacterized. Bases 1262 to 2353 code for a protein of 363 amino acids. The transcript has 4 exons. Gene Ontology annotation, molecular function: protein binding. The record is from RefSeq and is a predicted model, not a curated record. NCBI's taxonomy places the organism in Eukaryota, Viridiplantae, Streptophyta, Magnoliopsida, Rosales, Cannabaceae.
UUGACUAUUGUAUUUAUUUUACUCUUAUUGAAUUGCAUUAAAUAUAUUCCAAUUUUGAAAUUUAUAAAAUGUUUGAAAAAUUGAAAACUUAAUCUACAUGUUUUCUUAUCUGUUUUGAGGGCACUGAGUGUCAAAUAUAUUUUUGUUCACUUAUUUAUGCAGGUUAUGAUUUUUUUGGUUUUAUUGAAAUGCAGCUAUUAUGCUGCCAUAUUUUCUAAAAUAUAAAGGAAAUGUGUUUCUUUCUUUUCAUGUUUACUUGCAUUUGGUUAUACCGAUGAGAGCCAUAGUAAUCAUGAUUUGUGCAUGUUGUUGUUUCACGGCCUAGUCUCUGUGUCAUCAUAGGUAGAUUAGCUGUCCACUCAUCUGUAGGUGUAAAGACCUAGCAUCUAUAUACAAGAAGUGUUCUGAGCCUCCCCCUUGUGGUGGUUAUCAGGUCCGGCUACCCGAUUUAAGAUGUCGGUUUUUCUAUGGUGGGUAACGGGAACUAGGGAUCUAGUGGACGAUGUGAUGUGCACUUGUAGCUAUGCUCUUAUGAUUAUUUGUGGUAAAUGUCUCUCUAUUUUGGUUCAUACAUGAUGAUAUAUGUUUUGUUUUCAAAGCUAACUAUGCAAGGGUUUUAUUAAAAUUUUGGUUCCUAUGUUAUUAGUUGCUUUCUUACUGGGCUUUAUAAGCUCACCCCCUAUAUCUCUCCCAUUUCGGGAGCCUAGUGACGCGAAUGUGGAUAAGGUGAAUUAUUGAUGGAGCAAAUGUGUUUAGCCUAGUUCUAUUUAGUGUCAUUGUUUUAUCUUUUGGACAUUAUAUAUGUAUAUUUGAUUUGGAACCUAAUGAUCAAUAUAUUUGAAUUAGUUAUGUAAUAGUUAGGAAUGAGAAAUGGUGGAUGCUAAGUAUUAUUUUGAGUGUUUAUGACUUAUUAAAUUUAAUUGUUUGGUGACUACAUAACUGUGAGGAUAUUAUUGUUCUAUAUAUAAUGAUAAAUGAUCAUGCUUUUAUCAUUAAUAUUUUUAUAUACAGUUAUAGGAGUUAUUCCAUUAAUUUGACUUAUAAUUAUAGUACUAUUUAAUAUAAACUAAAUGAUCAUUUAUAAAGACUAUUUUACAACAAGGGUUAAAGUUUGACCUUUAACCACUUAAGUUAUAGAUAUUACAAAUCAGCCACAGCUUAAGGCUCGGGUUGUGACAUUAUAUGUAUGCAUGCAAUGAAUAUUAUUACAAUAACAUAUAAAUUUAAAGAGCAAUGACUUCUUCUUCUUCUUCUUCUUCUCAUGAGCCAUCUGACAACACUAGUGAUUAUCAGAAAACAAACAUCCAUAGUGAGCGCAUUUACAUGGAUCGCAAGCUGUUCCAAGCUGCAACUGAUGGUGAACUUGAAGUCUUCAGGGAAAGACUUGUGUCCAGCACUGUUGAUGCAAGCUAAUGCAAGAGAAGAGACUCCCAUACUCAUGGCAGCAAGGUACGGCCAUCACCACAUUGUUGAUUUUCUAAUUGAACAUGCAAAAUCAUCCCUACCACAAGACCUUGAAGAGGACAUCUCGGGUGUCCAAACGAUGAUAAGGAUGAAGAAUGAGGAAGAGGACACUUCGUUGCACGAGGCUGCGCGGUUCGGGCAUCUUGAGGUUGUGCAGAUAUUGACGAGAGAAGACCCUGAUUUCUCGUAUUCAGCUAAUAAAUCAGGCGAGACUCCACUCUACAUAGUCAUCCAGUGCCGACACCAAGAUUUGGUUAAUGUAAUACUAAAUAAUUGUUUGUCACCAGCUACCGGUGGCCCUAAUGGUAGAACUGCACUACAUGCAGCUUCUACAAAUAUAGGAAUAACAAAAAUGCUUGUGGACAAAGUAGAUUUUUUGACAAAACAAGCAGAUGAUGAUGGUUGUAUUCCACUGCACUAUGUUGCUUUCUUCGACUCAUCAAAUGUGGUGGAGAUUACAAAAAUGUUGCUAGAAAAUAAUGAAAGUAGUGCAUACAUCAAAAAUAAGAAAGGCGUGACAGCUCUUCACAUUGCAGCUUACAAUGAGUAUUAUGGUCAUAAGAUAAUGAAGGAAAUUCUGACAAGAUGUCCAAAUAGCUACGAAGAAGGCAGAAAUGUUCUACACCAUGCUGUGACAACUACAUAUCUCUCCAACGUAAAAUUCAUCAUAGAACAUGCAUCAUCAUUAAUUUUAAAUAUAAAAGAUAAGGAUGGAAAUACCCCCUUGCUUCAUAUGGCUGCCACUUCCUCAUGGAAUCUGCCCAUUCUAAAAGCUUUGUUGUCUCAUCCCCAAGUGAACAGGAUGUCACUCAACAACCAAAACAACAAUAUUCGAGAUGUGUAUAUGCUUCAAUUCCCAAUACGAGAGAAUGCUGGAACUCUUCAAUAAAUACUCCAUACAGCCUUCUGUGGGAAAAUAUGUCCUAGAACUCGAAGUCAAUCGCGAGAAGAUUAAUAAUAUGCAGAAGGAACUCAUUAAAAGAUUUAAAGAAUCCAGUCUAGUUACUUCUACGUUGAUU